AGGCGCGGGCUUCCCCACGCGCCCCGGGAAGGGACAGCUCGGUGUGGGGUCCGGGAGGCCUGGGCCCCGCGGCCGCAUCCGGGGAGCCCUCGGCAGUCGCGGCGCUGCUUCCCAGGGAAUCUCUACAGAGCCUCCAGCGGUAGAGGCCUGGCCUCCAGAAGGAACUUCGAGAACCCAGUGUAGCCCCACCUAGGACACCUCUACCCUCCACCCCAGCAGAGACAGCCCAGCCCCUUCCCUCAGCCCUGGGGAGCCAGGCCCAGGGCUUUUAGCAGCUCUGACCUUUAUUUUAAGUCCCAAGUCUGGCCCCCUGGUAACCUGCACUCUGCAGUCCCUGAUAUCCCCCUGGGGUCCCUCAGCCAGGUAUGCUGGAAAAGGGCUUGGCACAGAGGAGGCUCUUGAGAAGCCUUCGUUCUUCUCUUCUCUUCCUUCCUCUCCUUUGUUCACUUCAGAGAUCUGAAGUCAGCUGCCACCCCUGUCUAUUUUCUUCUACUGCUUUCCUCAGCUGUCCUCGAGCCUGAUCCCCCUUCCAGGCCUCCUCAGUCACCCGCUGUCUCUUUCCAUCAUUCCCUUUGUCGCCUGUGCCCCUGAAGAGGGGUGGGGGCUUAGGACAGGGCUUUGCAUAGGAUCUGGACUAGUUGUGGGAAUUUGGGCAGGUAACUUCCCUUCUCAAGCCUCAGUUUCCUAAUUCAAAAAGAAAAAACAUGGGUAAGGUCAUGGCAGCUCCCACAGAAGAUGGCGAGAAAUAAGAUCAUGCGUAGGCCCAGCACAUGGCCAGAGCAGGAGAAAGCAGGCCCGGGAUGGGUGAGCCUGCGUCUUCCUCAUUCCUCAGGGUUGGCACUCUGAGGCCGUGUGGACUUUCCAGCCUCAGUUUACCCUCCUACAAAAUAAGGACGUCAUCCCUGCCCUUCCCCCAUCGUAGGGUGGCUGGGAGGGCUCUCCCUGCCUAACUGGGAGAUGGACGACUUUUCUUUGACUUUUUCUUCCUCCUCUUUAUCUGCAUUCUUGGGUUUUUCUCGGUGAGGGUAGGGUGUGCUUCUUGCUAGGUGUGGCAGCUACUGAUAACUUUGCCUCCCUGGGGCAGGCCCUCUCAGAGGAGCCACCUGGGCUAGGACUGGCUGCCUGGUGGGAGGGGACUCCUGGGGCUGCCCAAGGUGUGGUUGUGGGGCCCUUAUGCCUCCCAGCCAGGAGUGGGGAGAGAGGACUCCCCGACCACCGAUUACCAGAAAGACCUCCUGGCCCCUUCCAGAGAACCCUGGCUCAGGAGCCUGGCGUUGGCGGACACAGUGCCUAGCUGCAGCUUCUGGGCAUUGAGCUUUGCUUGGACACAGGAACUUUCACUUUUGUUUCUUUUUACUUCCCAUAUUCUGGGAGUGCAGUGACCUAGUUUUUAGCGGCCUUUUACGUCCCUCUCUGCCGAGGAGACUUGAGGGCCUCCAGCACUAUGGGAUUCAGUGCAAACUGACUCCAGCACUCAGGCUGCCUUUAAACUGGCUUCCCCUUAGCAAGCCACCUACUCCUCUGUCUCCCCCUCCUCUUCAGAGCCCCAGGAUACACGUGGUCCCUUCAUCCUGGCUCUUUCUGUGCUGUUGCCUCCUCCAUUCAUGCUUCCUGAGCCAGGAACACCUCCUCCAGGGAGUCCUCCUUUCCUGACGCAUUUGUGGUCACCACUGCACGUGCCACUCAGCCUCAUGCAUCUCCCGUGGUGUUCCACGAGACCCACCGUGGCCUGUCUGGGACAUGGGAGCUAGAAGGGACUUUAGGAUGGGCCUGGACAACCCUGCCACUCAGAUGGGGACCCCCGUCACCUUUGCGGUGUCACCUAUACGGGCCCUUUCCUGCACACUCACACUCGUUCUGAUCAGCGUCUCCUGAGAGAAGCUUGUUUGGGAAACUCCUGCACGUCUUGGGUCAGUUGUUCAUCUUGUCUCCUCUCACUCCUACCCCAGCAGGACCUUAUGGGAUCUCAGGAUUGGAAGGGACUUGAAGGUCCUCUGACUCAGGCCUGAGUCCCUCCAAGAGGGACUCACCUGCCUGAAUUCCUUCGGUGGUAGAGAGCUCACUACCUUGUGAGGUAGCUCCUUUUGGUCACCAGAAAGCUUUGACUAGGAAAGAUCUUUCUUAGGCUGAGCUGAAAUCUGUCAUCCUGCCUUUCUACCCACUGGCCCCAGCUUUCCCCUCUGGGGCCCCAGAAUUCAUCAGAGGCCUCCACCGUGUCUUCCAGAGGCUGAUCCUCUCCAGGCUGAACAUCGCCCAUCCUUGUACCAAUUCCUCAUCAGACCCCUCUUCCAGCCUCAACACACCUCAAAUCACCACUGCCUCUUGCACAAAGCAGGGACCAGGCUGGGGGAAGCAGCCCAUGGCCCAAGAACCCAUGGGUUCCUGGAGGCCAUGCAACCCAGCUGACCCUUCUUAAACUGGUCAACGAGACCCCCAUCUGGGUCCCAUGAGUUGCUAUGGCCCCUGGCAUUUCCCUGUGAGAUAUUCUUUAAAAGCCUCUCUGACUCCUUAUCCCAAAUACCACAUUAACAUGCUAACCCUGAAAUCUUUUUGUUUAUCAUGGUAAAAAUGCAUAGCAUAAAAUGUAUUAUCUUAACCAUUUUUAAGUGUACAGUUCUGUAGUGUUAAGUAUAUUUACAUUGCUAUGCAACAGAGCUCCACAACUUUUUCAUGUUGCAAAACUGAAACUCUAUACAUGUUAAACAACACCUCUGCCUUUUCUCCUCUCCACUGUAGACCUGAAAUCUUUGUUUUUCCUAUUGACAAGGGCUUGGUCCGUCUGUUGGCCAGGAAGUCCCGAUACUUCAGGUUGUAGCUCUGCCCUCUGCCUUAAUGCCUGUCCCCAUGAUCAGUUUCCACCUCCAUGUCUCCCCACCUCUGCCUGUCAACCAAAACCUCACAAAUCCUGGGGUUCAGAGCCCCCAUAUCCCUGCCCUGCCCACAUUACUCUGACUGGACCUCACUGGACAGCCUCACUGAGCCCAAGUUCUAGAGCUUGCUCCACGUACUCUUUGUCUAAGCGUCUACUUCCUCCUUCUCAGAAGGCCCACGGACAGCUCCACCAUGCAGGUGUGACCUGCAGUUACCUUCACCUUCUGGGUCUGUAGCUCCUGGGUCUGCAGCCCCCAACCCCCCCGAAGGCAAGCCCUGGGUCUUCUUUCCCUCACGUCUCCUCAGAAAUUCCAUGGGAUUUGACUUGGCCCAGGAGACAUGGGAGAUCUGGCUAUGAGAAAAGGGACUAGGACUCCCUGUUGCAUCAUCUCCUCAGUCUCGGGUGAAAGGCAGCAGAGUAGAAGAAAGGCACCGGUGAAGUUCUGGAGGCUGGGAAGUCCAAGAGCAUGGCAUUGGCAUCUGGCGAGGCCCUCGUGCUGCAUUAUCCCAUGGAAGAGCAGAAGGGCAACUUCCAAACAGUUUCAUAAUGAGGUCCUGAAGGCCCACAAUGAGUACCGGCAGAAGCACGGCGUCCCCCCACUGAAGCUCUGCAAGAAGCUCAACCGGGAGGCUCAACAGUAUUCUGAGGCCCUGGCCAGCACGAGGAUCCUGAAGCACAGCCCGGAGUCCAGCCGUGGCCAGUGUGGGGAGAACCUUGCAUGGGCAUCCUAUGAUCAGACAGGAAAGGAGGUGGCUGAUAGAUGGUACAGUGAAAUCAAGAACUAUAACUUCCAGCAGCCUGGCUUCACCUCGGGGACUGGGCACUUCACGGCCAUGGUAUGGAAGAACACAAAGAAGAUGGGCGUGGGGAAGGCGUCCGCAAGUGACGGGUCCUCCUUUGUGGUGGCCAGAUACUUCCCAGCGGGGAAUGUUGUCAAUGAGGGCUUCUUCGAAGAAAACGUCCUGCCGCCAAAGAAGUAACUUGUUAAAUGUAAUGGGAAGGUGGCAGACUUAAGAACAUGGAUAUGAAGUGCCUACAACCACCAAAACCUGGCUGUGCGUCUGUCCCUGUGGGUGUAUGUGCUUGUGUGUGUGAUGCAUGUGAGCAUCUCUGGCACACACACUUGGACAUACAGUUCUGUGUGCGCUCAUUCUUAUUACAGGAGUGAGCAAAGGAAGCAUUUACCCCGAUGGUUACCUAGACCACGAUUAUUUGGAUUGGGGGGAGGGGGGAUCCGUUUUUUUUUAAAUUUUUUGUUAUUGCUAAGCAAACCUCUUUUGUACUUUUCUUACUUCUAAUAUCCAUCCCUGGACUUUUUGUAUUCCAAAUGUUUGUGAUGCUGAGAAGUGAAGUUCAUUUUAUGUGAUCUUCAUGCGUCGUAAUCUACUUUUGGUAGAUAAUUAAGAUUAUUAAACCCUCAUUUAAAUGUGACAUAAAAUACAGCUUUAAGCACAUAAAUAUAAAGCAGCUUCCAUCAGGAACAUGGAGCAGGCAGGGACUCCAUUUUACAGAAUUACUGAGAUUUCUCAGUUGUAAAACAUGAUGUCAUCCUGCAUGCCUCCUGGAAUUCUCCAAUGGGGUCGCCAAAGAACAAAUGGAGAAAAAAAGUUUUACUUCCUUGCAUUCUUCUACCUUUAAAUAGCAAAGUACCACUACUACCACCACCUCUUGCCCCCUUCCCUCUUUUCUUAAACUUCUGGCAUUUCAGAGCUCAGCAGGCUACCCCUGGUUUCUGGAGAGUUGGGCUAGGCCUGAAGCUGCCCCUCCCCCACCUCUGCUAGGCAGCCCAGGCCUGGUCUGGGAGACAGCCCCUCACCCUGCCUGGGCUCUUGGCCAAGCGGCCUUGGAUGGAUGAAGUCAGAGAGGUGGGGUGAGGGUGAGCUUACUCAGGGCCCCCAGAGGAAGCCCUCAGCCUCUGCCCUCCCCCUACACAGGGCGGGAGCCCAGGCCUGUUCCUGGCAGCUGUGGCUGCAGCUGUGCUCCUGCUCCCUCCUGGAAUGUGCGACAAGCCCAAAUGUUCCAGGGAGACGGCCUGGGCAGGGGGCUUAGAAAUGCUAAUAUGGUUCUGUGUUUUGCCUGAAACGAUACCAGGUUCCCCUGAAUAGCAACUUUACAAGGUCCAUGUGGGAGGGACCAACCCAGAUGCCCUGCUGAGUGUCCCUGAAACCAUGGCAGCUCCAUCUGUCAAGAUGGCAGGGGCCGGAGUGAGGGGGCUGCUGGCUUAACAGCAGGCAUCUGGGCAGGCCAGUCCUCAAAGCAGCUCCUGAAGGUCUGUGUUGCACUGUCACCAGUCUCAAGCUAUGCCUCUAAUUUCACCAGGGAUAUUGACUAAGAAGACAAUAAAAUCUUUUUCUUUGUGUAAUAA
Pan troglodytes (chimpanzee) is the source of this 5237-nucleotide messenger RNA. It is a transcript of the gene GLIPR2, whose product is annotated as GLI pathogenesis related 2. Gene Ontology annotation, cellular component: extracellular region. The transcript has 7 exons. Bases 3211 to 3852 code for a protein of 213 amino acids. Lineage: Eukaryota; Metazoa; Chordata; Mammalia; Primates; Hominidae. The record is from RefSeq and is a predicted model, not a curated record.